Messenger RNA from Linum trigynum, 1026 nucleotides. The record is from the annotation of a GenBank genome assembly. NCBI's taxonomy places the organism in Eukaryota, Viridiplantae, Streptophyta, Magnoliopsida, Malpighiales, Linaceae.
AUGGCGUGCGAGGGUACCUUGUUGGGUAUGGGGAACCCACUCCUCGACAUCUCUGCGGUUGUCGACGACGGCUUCUUGACUAAGUAUGACAUCAAGCUAAACAAUGCUAUACUUGCCGAAGACAAGCACUUGCCCAUGUACGAUGAGAUGUCAGAAAAGUACACUGUCGAUUACAUUGCUGGAGGUGCCACUCAAAAUUCCAUCAGAGUUGCCCAGUGGAUGCUCCAAAAGCCAGGUGCAACAAGCUACAUUGGUUGCAUUGGGAAAGACAAGUAUGGUGAAGAGAUGAAGAAAAAUGCUAAGCACGCUGGUGUUAAUGUUCAUUACUAUGAGGAUGAAGCUGCUCCCACUGGAACAUGUGCUGUUUGUGUUGUCGGUGGUGAGAGGUCGCUUGUUGCAAAUCUGUCAGCUGCAAACUGUUACAAAGUUGACCAUUUGAAGCAACCUGAAAAUUGGGCACUAGUCGAGAAGGCAAAAUAUUACUACAUUGCUGGAUUUUUCUUGACUGUGUCUCCCGAAUCUAUCCUACUCGUUGCUGAACAUGCAGCUGCCAAGAACAAGAUCUUCUCGACCAACCUUUCUGCUCCAUUUAUCUGUGAGUUCUUCAAGGAUGUCCAAGAGAAAGUUUUGGCUUAUGCGGACUUUGUGUUUGGCAAUGAGACUGAAGCUAGAACCUUCUCAAAGGUUCAUGGAUGGGAGACUGAGAAUGUCGAGGAGAUUGCCAUAAGGAUUUCCCAGUGGCCCAAGGCGUCAGGGGCACACAAGAGGAUUACUGUCAUCACACAGGGUGCUGACCCUGUUGUUGUUGCAGAAGAUGGGAAGGUGACACUAUUCCCAGUUACCUUGUUGCCCAAGGAAAAGCUUGUUGACACCAACGGAGCAGGAGAUGCAUUUGUUGGUGGGUUCCUGUCGCAAUUGGUGCAAGAGAAGCCCAUUGCGGACUUUGUCAAAGCUGGCACCUAUGCGGCCAAUGUGAUCAUCCAGAGGUCUGGCUGCACAUACCCAGAGAAGCCAGAGUUCAAUUAG